UUUUUUUGGUUGGUUGGUUGGGUUUUUUCCCCUGGGAACAUGAAGGGAUGAAGAGAAGCUCCGUGCUUUAUUAAUUAUCCUGGAAAACUGCCCCCGGAGUCAGACUCUGAACAUGGACAGCUAGAAGAAAAGUAAAGUCGAUUUGCAAACUUGAAUGAACCACUUCUGGCAUGAGAAGGAUGGAAAGGAUCAACUCGAUGUGGAAGAGAGCGGUGCAGAAACAAACUUACUUUUCACUGUAAAUUCCAGAAAUACUCGCUGCGUAAUUUCUGAGAAGGAUACCGGUAAUUGCAGAUAACAUUCAGGGCGAAGAGCUUCAUCUGAUGUUGUGGGAAAUGCUGGCGAGAGGGUGAGGUGCUUCUCAAGGCUAUUUGAGAUGGAUGUUUUGAACCUGUGGAUAUUCCUAAGCCUGGGGUGGGAGACACGAGGACACCACAUCCCUGGAAAUGCCUCCCCGUGCCUCACCUAUGUGGGACUGACGAUUCCCUCACGCUUCCUGGUGUUCCUGUAGAUCUGAACUGAUUUCUUGCUAGCAACCUGUUUUGCUGAUCUUUCCGGAUUUAUCUGCUGGAGGAGGGACUCGUUACCGAGGAUAUAUAUAUAUUUUUUUUUUUUUUUUAAAUGUGUUUGUUUAAAAUAUGCCUUUGAGCUCCCAGCGGCCUUUGAGCACGUGGCACCAAGGCAGGGAAGCAGUGAUGGUGAGAAGCAGAGAAGUUUCCCGGUGAGCAGCGCUGCCCGGUGCCCGAGCCCCUCUCUCCCCCGGGCUGGGAAAAACUCCAGGAGCUGUGCCGAGGGCUAGAGGUUGCCGCAGGGUGAGGACUCGUUCCUGAGCGGUAUGUGUGGCCCGAGCCUGGUGCUGCAGCUGGUAGCAUGAGUGCUGGCCCCCCGCUGCAGCUGGCUGUCCCCUGGCUCUGGCUGCUCAUGGCGACCCUGCAGGCAGGGCUUGGCCGGACCGGGCUGGCGCUGGCGGCUGCCGUCGAGUCGGAGAGGGCGGCGGCACAGAAAGCCAUCAUCAGGGUGAUCCCCCUCAAAGUGGAGCCCAUCAUCCUGGAAGGGGAGUUCGCCAACGUCGCCGAGGUGACUCCAGCCGAAGGAAAACUGCUGCAGUCCCACCCGCUGUCCCUGUGCAACUCCAGUGAGGAUGAACACACGGAGUCAGGAUUCAUCACCAUUGUCAAGCUUGAGCAGCCGGAUCGGGAUCCCAACCCCUGCCUCUCACUGGCCAACAAGGCAAAGCUGGCAGGGGAGCGUGGAGCCCGUGCGAUCCUUUUUGACAUCACCGAUGAUGAAAGUGCUGCUGAUCAGCUCAAAAAGCCCAGAGGUCUGAGUCAGCCUGUGGUUUUGAUCAGGGGCCAUGAUGCUGAGCUUCUCAUGGGUGUUGUGAACAAGAACAGAGAGGCUCACGUGAAGAUAGAGGUCAAGGAGCCACCAGCUUGGCCAGACUAUGAUGUGUGGAUUCUUCUCACAGUGGUCAGCACCGUGGUCGUCAUAAUUUUGAUUUUUGUUGUCCGCACAAAGUGCCAGCUGAACAGGACUCAGGACUCCUUGCAGCAGCAGACCAUGCAGGCCAUCGGGCAGCUGGCCACACGCAAGUACCAGGGGAGGUGCCGGCAGGCGUCGCGCUGGGACUCAGCCAGCAGCUGCAGCUCAGCCCCGGUCUGUGCCAUCUGCCUGGAGGAGUUCAGUGAGGGCCAGGAACUGCGGAUCAUCUCGUGCUCCCACGAGUUUCACCGGGAGUGUGUUGACCCCUGGCUGCAGCAACACCACACGUGUCCACUUUGCAUGUUCAAUAUUCUUGUCAGAGACUCAGUGGACCAGGCCACAGCCGCUGGCUCCAGGCUGGCCCCUCAGGACAUGGAGCCUGGAAGGCGACUCCACCUUUUCCGCCAGCACCCGGGACAUGCCCUUUACCACCUCCCACACGCGUAUCCUCAGAGGAACCUCAGGAGCUUUCCCCCAGAGCCAGCCCAUGGAAACCUCUUCUUCCACUCUCCAGAGCUCUCCCAGCUGGAUUUUGGCACCAUCCACUACAUGCCCUACAGGCCAGCCACCUCCCUGUUGACCUGUGGCCACCCAUCCCCACUGGCCCCAAGCCUGCUGGGCCAGCAGCACCGCAACUCCUCCUCAGUAUGUGGGCAGACUCUGCCACCCCAGACAACUUGUUCUGUCCAACCCCAGCCCCCCUGCCUGGGGCUGAAGGCAGCCCCCGUGCAGAAGCAGCACCGGGCCCCUGUCCUGCGCAGGGGGUUCAGCCACGGGCACCAGCACAACAGCAGUGGCUCUGGGGAGAGCUAUCUCACGGAGCACAGCGGGUACCUGGCAGAUGGGCCGGGCAGCGACUCCAGCUCGGGGCCCUGCCACGGUUCCUCCAGUGACUCCAUGUUGAACUGCACGGACAUCAGUCUGCAGGGCAUCCAUGGCAGCUGCUCCACCUUCCGCAGCUCCCUCAGCAGUGACUAUGACCCCUUUGUGUACUGCAGCUCGGAGGGACCCGCCAGGGACAAUGGCCAGGAGCAGCUACGGCCGCUGAGGGAGAUGCGGCCCAGGUCCUUGGACCUGGUGGUACCUGGGGGUGCUGCUCCAGCCAAGCAACAGGUGCUCAGCCACGUCCAUUACCACCACCACCAGCACCACCACUACAGAAAAGAUGCAGAGUGUCCUCCUGGGCAGGCUGGGCAGGGGCCCGGGCAGCGCAGAUCCCGGUACUCUGGAGCCAAGGUUGGCUUCCACAGCUCUCGGACACACAGAAGGACUGAGAAAGGCCAUCAUUGUCAGCAGCCUCUGGAAAGCAGUGGUGUGCUAAAGGAGGCAGCUCUGGCUGGACAGCCAACCUGUCCCCAGCAAGGCCAGGAGCCCCCUCAUGCCCCCUCCACUUCUCCAAACAGGUUGAACUUCAGUGUAGAUGCCAACAGGCAGGCAGGGACAGCCAGCACGUCGCUUGUCCCGUUGCCCCGGAGACACAGCUUACAGAGCCGCCAUCACCGAAGGAAAAGAAAGUGUCCCCUGGAGCCUGACCCCGCUCUCCUGCCUGAGGACUCGGCUUUGCCCAAAGCCUGUGGUGCUCACAUUCCUCAUGGCCACUCAGCUGGAGAGCUCGUGGAGUGAGUGCAAGCUGCUAUUUUGGCAUCUUCAUGCCACAGAAGGUUUUGCUAAACACUUCAAAAAUAAACAAGCCUUCAAGUCCAAAAGCUGCAGAAAUUACUUUCUGUGGCCUAGUAGCUACUGACUUCAUUUCCUCACUUAGGUCAAAAGCCAGAAUUCAUUUAACUUUUCCAUUCUUACGUGGGAACAAGCUGUUCUUCAUCUCACCACUCACAGGUAUGCCUUGCAAGGUGAUUCUUCUGACUUCAUUAGAAACCAGCAGCUGUCACCACUUUUGAUCACUUCACUGUCCCUCAACUGAUGCCAUUUCAGUCCUUUGCUGUGUUUUGCCAUCAGGAGAGGUGAAGACAUGGGGACAAUGUCAGCACAUUUGGGAAGGAGCUAGGUCAGACUCUUUCCAUUGCAAAGAAUCCAUCCUCUCAUCUGCCAAUGUGAACAAGUCUCUUACUCAUCCUCUAACUCCCCCACCUACCCUCAAAAUAGGUGUGAUGGCCAGCCCUGUAGGGAACAACUCAUUUGUUGAGCAUAUUUCAAACCUGAAAUGCCCCUUCACAGUAGUCACAGAAAAUCCUUGAGUUCUCUUGGCUCCUGUUUCUCUUUCCUCCCUCCCUCCCUGGACCUCCCAGCCAAAGUAUCCAAAAUAUAUGCAGAGCAGAGCCUCAUUCAUCAGCCAGCCUUAUCUUCAUAUUUCUGAGACACCUGAAAUGAUCCUGGAAAGGAUUUUUUUCAAAAUACCCUUCUGCCUUUUCUAAAAUUUUGUUGAUGGAGAGAGAGAACUUGAGAAACUGCCAGAUUCUCAUUUUACUACAUUUUUUCCCCUCCCAUUUGUAGGUUUGGGGGUUUUAUGAAUGUCAUUAGUUCUUAUUUCCCACGUCUCAUAACUUGGGGACAUUCAAGUAAAAUAAAAUAUGCCAAAUUCAAAACACAGCAUGGUUUGGGUUGGAGGAACCUUAACGAUCAUCUAGUUUUGAUCCCAAAAUAUAUAGAACCCAAACAGUAUUCAUACAUCAGGGAAUUAGACUGUUGAGUUAAUGCCCUAAAUGAUUAUUCAGGCCAAAGAAUUUCCAGAUUCCUACAUGAGGUGCACAUUUAUGUGGCACCAAGAGGUUCCAGAGAAGAAUUGGUGAGGAUAGAACACUGAAACUGAAGGUACCUUCUGACACUGUAUGAACAGCCUUCCCCUGUCUGCUCAGUGCUCAGGAAGCUUUCUAUCUUUGAAGCAGCAGCUUCUUCUCCAGUUGAAGAGAGCAUCCUGGUUGUGUAGUCUGAGUUCAGGAUAACCAUGCCUCUGUCUUCCUUCAUUGGUGAGGAAAGCUUUUUAAUGGGGUUUGCUGCCUUUAGUCUUUGAAAAAGGCAUCUUUGUCCCAGCUCCUGUCACUGACAUUCAAAGGUUGGUAUUAAAAGUCAGCCAAUAGCACUGGUUUAAACAAAAUAUUAUUCCCUUGCUAGUGUUUAUUUGUUGUCUCCCAUGAUCAAGCCACUGCAGGACCUUCCAGGCUAGAGAACAGAUGAAUCUCUUUCAUCCAGCAGAUUUAUAUUUUAACCUUUCCAGGAUCUUCUUGCUUGUCCUACAGUGCAAGCAGAAGACACAAGCCCAAAUGUUUUCUUGCCUUGCAGGGAAGCCAGUGUUCAAGGAAAAAAAAAUCAGGAGUGUGUUUAGAUUCCCAUAUUAAACUUCUUGUGCAUAUGGUGCAUGGCUUAUCUCAACCAGCUCCCUGCAUCCUUGCCCAUCCUAGAGGGCUCAGAUGACUUGACAGAGCGCAUGAGGUCUGGGUGCUCCUAUUUGUUUCCUCAGGAGUCAAGAAGGCUGAGAGCCUCCAGGGAUGCAUUUCACUCCCUCAAGGGAAUGAGCAUCUGGUUUGCAGUAUAAAAGUCAUCCUCUCUUUCCCUCCUUACCUUUAAAAAAAAAAGGAGGGCUCUGAAUCUGCAGCAAGCCCAAAGCUUCUUGGAGAGAGUGGUCAGCACUAACACAACCAUUCCACUCCCCACUGCAGUAUUACCAGGCUGUGCAGGGCAAUAUCUUCUUCAAAGUAUUUUCCUUUCCUGAUGUUAUGCUGCUUCUUCUUUUCAUCUAGAAAAUGGCCAUCCUAGAUACUGGACCCUCCUCCCCUGGGCUUGCUGAGCUGAAUGAGUGUGCAUGUCUGCCUUGGUGGGCUCUCAGGUGAGAGGAGAGGGAGGAACUCUCAGAGAAGGUGGUUUUUAAGAUUGUCUUCAGUAGAUGGACUCCCAUCCUUGGCUGCCUGGAGGGGAAGAAGCAAUGUCUGAGAAAAUGGGGAAUAGCUCCUCUUAGUUCUGUACCUCUGACUUCAGAGUGAUGCUUUUGAGUGCUCAGUACCCUUGGGCUCUGUCACUGAAUUCUUUCAGCAUCGUUGCAAUGAAGCAGUGCUCGUUUUCCUUCGUUGCGUCCAAGGCCCCAGCAGAAAGCUGAUGAAAGCCAUAACAUCCCCGGGUCCUUCCCUCCGAAACGGGAGCCCCAGCUCUUCCGCCGGGACCGAGGCUUCCCAGGACCUCCUGCCCCACCGAGGUGGACCCUGUGCUGGGCUGCCGGACCUCCUCCUUCCUGCACAGAGCCUCUGCUCUUUUUAUAAUGUUCAGAUCCUUUUCAAAUGUGAAUAUGAGUUUUGUUGAUGCUGGUUUUUCUGUUUGUUUUUUUGUUGUUUUUUUGUUUUGUUUUUGUUUUUUCACCUGAGUCAGUCCUGGCUCUCGGGGCUUGAGAAUAAAUUAUGACCCCCCUAAAAAGGAAAAAAAUACGUUUUAUAUAUAUGCAAAACCGUGUAUUUAUGUCUGAUAGAAACAAAGAUGUGUGAAUAUGGUGAUGUGCUCAGAAAUAUAUUUAUUUACUAAUAUAUUUAUCC
Messenger RNA from Calypte anna (Anna's hummingbird), 5957 nucleotides. It is a transcript of the gene RNF43, whose product is annotated as ring finger protein 43. Bases 871 to 3105 code for a protein of 744 amino acids. The transcript has 9 exons. Gene Ontology annotation, biological process: ubiquitin-dependent protein catabolic process; Wnt receptor catabolic process. NCBI's taxonomy places the organism in Eukaryota, Metazoa, Chordata, Aves, Apodiformes, Trochilidae. The record is from RefSeq and is a predicted model, not a curated record. Gene Ontology annotation, molecular function: ubiquitin protein ligase activity; frizzled binding.